GAAAUAAUUUCUCAAUCUGGAACAGACACACAGAGUUCUCCUUCAGUGUAAAGUGGUUGAACAAUGGAACUUAUGAGAGUUACACAGGUUUGCUUGCUUUACCUUCAAGCUUCCAACUUUUACAUAGCAGGCUUUGCUGCUCAAGACUGUACUGUAACUGUCAAUCAAGAACCUUUCAUUGAAGGUCACUUGACCAACAACGUGACCAUCAACUGCACUUUCAUUUCCAAUUGUGUGGACACACCUAGUGUGCUGUGGUUCAGGAUCAACAGCAACAGAACAACAAAUCUGUGCUCAGGAGCCUGUUCAGGUACACCGUCUAAUGGGAGGUUUAUUCUGGCAGAUGCAAGUUCUGGUGGCAAUGCUGCCUUGAGAAUUCAGCAAUUGACCCAGGCUGACAAUGGCAUGUAUUAUUGUGGUGUCGGCUUCCAGAAAUCCACUUCCAUCAAAUCCAAGCAAAUGGGAAAUGGUACAAUGCUGGUGCUCAAAGGAUCUACUGACACAGGAUCAAAUGAAUUGCUGCAAUCAACACUGUUAAUCAUUCUCACCCUAUACACCAUCUGCAUUACCAUUCUCCUUGUCCAAACCAUCAGAUUGGUGCAAAAGGCUAAUUCCAAUCCUAACCACAGCAGAAACAACCCAAGUGAAGAACAGAAGAGCCGAGCCUUCAAGGAGCUCGCUCAGGAAUUCAACAAAAAGUACAUUCAUAAAAACCAAGAGGUAGAAGUAAGUGCAGAAAAGGAAGAGGCACAACCCCAUAAUGACAGAAUCUAUCAAAAUGCCUGAGGGUUCAAUCAUCAAGCAACUAAGAUAAGAAUGGAAUUCUCAGGACAGUGUUAAUGGACUUUCACGUGGAAAAUGAUAAUAAAGGAAGCUCUCAGUUAACCAGCAGGAAGCAAUGCAAGGAUGACCUGUGUGUUAAGAUUUCAAUCUGUGUUUCAUUCUUGGUGACCUUGUCAUAUCCAGACAGCAUUGCUCUCCUCUUUCAAACUACUCUUUGAACUAAUUAAAUUCAGAUCUGAAUCCUGAA
Messenger RNA from Hemiscyllium ocellatum (epaulette shark), 1030 nucleotides. RefSeq lists its product as uncharacterized. The record is from RefSeq and is a predicted model, not a curated record. The transcript has 6 exons. Lineage: Eukaryota; Metazoa; Chordata; Chondrichthyes; Orectolobiformes; Hemiscylliidae. Bases 64 to 786 code for a protein of 240 amino acids.